AUGUCCCAGCAAAUAACUUCUUUAGUUUUUAAAAAGGAGUCGGAGGGAGGUAUACCCGAAUGGGCCAUAGUGGAGCUACAGGGGCUGAUACAAACAAAGAAGGAAUCCUUGGAUGAGCCGACGGUCGUUGGCGACUUGCACUACUAUAGGCGAAACCGUCACCCGGUUCUUAUUCUUGGUCAUCACGUCCUGAAUGGGAAAGAAGUGAAACUAGAACAACCAAUGGCGGUUAUUGAAAAAAUAAAUACGUCAGAGAAAACCGAAUACAAAGUGAGAGCGAUCGUCAAAAAGAAAAUUUUAUUCAAGUCCAGACCGAAGCCCAUUAUAUCAAAUGUCGCAGAAAAAGUAUAA
Messenger RNA from Achroia grisella, 351 nucleotides. RefSeq names its product chromosome transmission fidelity protein 8 homolog. The record is from RefSeq and is a predicted model, not a curated record. Gene Ontology annotation, cellular component: Ctf18 RFC-like complex. NCBI's taxonomy places the organism in Eukaryota, Metazoa, Arthropoda, Insecta, Lepidoptera, Pyralidae. The coding region runs from base 1 to 351 and encodes 116 amino acids. Gene Ontology annotation, biological process: mitotic sister chromatid cohesion. The transcript has 2 exons.